AUGGAACUUGCGGCUCCAGCAGUGGCCAGGGAGAAUCAAGCUGGGGCGAAGCUGCUGGAGAGCCGGACGUCAAAAUUCCCGGGAGCCCCCAGGUCGCCCCUCGGUCGCGAGGCUGCGCUGCGUGGGCGCCUCCUCCUGGCGAGACCAGAGCAACCAGCAGCCGAGGAAAAGUUGCUAGGCCGGCAGUACCUAAGUAGGUCAGGCUCUGGCCCUGAGGAAGUUGCCAAGACUAGCGAUCCUGCAGUCCCCAAAGCUCUCCGGUGCCGGAAUUGUGGGCUAGCUGUAGCCAGCCUCUCUGACCUCAUUCACCAUCAAAGCAGCCAUGGGUGUGACCGGCCUUACAGCUGUCCAGAGUGUGACAAAAGCUUCCGGCGUGGCUCAGAUCUGGUUAAGCAUUACCGAGUGCACACUGGGGAAAAACCGUACCCUUGCCCAGAAUGUGGCCGCUGCUUUAGCCUAAGUUCUAACCUCACUAAACACCGGCGUUCUCACUCAGGUCUCCGUCCUCAUAAGUGCACGGAGUGCGGAGAGGCCUUUGGUCGCAGUGCAGACCUAGCAAAACAUCAGCGGGUGCACACGGGGGAAAAGCCCUAUGCUUGUGAUGAGUGUGGUAAGACUUUCAGGGUUAGCUCCAACUUGAUCCAGCACCAGCGAACUCACACUGGCGAGAAACCCUACCGCUGUGGGCUCUGUGGCAAGAGUUUCAGCCUGAGCUCUAACCUUUUACAGCACCAGCACUGUCACACUGGGGAGAAGCCCUACUUCUGUGCCUGGUGUGGAGACAGCUUUGGGCGCAGUUCCUAUCUGCUGGAACACCAGCGUUCACAUACAGGCGAGAAGCCCUACAACUGCUGUGAGUGUGGCAAGAACUUCACCAACAGCUCAAACUGCCUACGGCACCAGCGCACUCACAGUGGAGAGCCGCCCUUCCGGUGUCUUGAAUGUGGGCGGGGCUUCAGUGAGAGGGCCAAGCUUACUGAGCACCAGUGCAUCCGCUUGAGCCAGUGACCUUUCCGGAAUGUGGCAAAAUCUUACACCACAGUCCCAUCAGUGUUCACACAUAGAAGAAACCCUAGGAAGUUUCCUGUGGACAAGACCAGAAUGUGCACAGAGGCCAAAGGCCUUAGCAUUUGCAGCAACUGGGCCAAGAACUUCGUUCAGGUUCCCCGCCGGCUCUUGCACCAGGUGACCCACCAUAGCAAGAAGACCUCCUGCCUGGAAUGUGGCAAGGCCUUUGCUCUUAACUCUCAGCCUUGUCGAGCACCAAUGGAUGCUCCGAGAGCUUCUGCAGUUAUCCCUGCUUCAACUUUAGUUCAGACUUUGUUUCUGGGUUUGGUACAGUCCCGAAAAGCCUGAAGGGAACAUGGCUUUAAAACAGACCUCUUUUCUGCAUCCCUGAGGUGAUUUAUGCCAUCUGGGUUGAGACAGGAACCCCAGGCUAGACAAACACAGCACUAGAGCUGUGGCUACCACCUUCAGACGGUCAAGAUUUAAAACACACACAGCGGUCUUGUUCUAUGAGAUUUCAUUCACUAUGUCCAAUAGAGGGAAGUUUUGAUGACCAGGGCCACAUAGCUCUGCCCCAGCUGCUCAAAAUAGGUUAAUCAUAACAAAAGCAACAAUUGCUUUUCCCCAGAGGAAGAGGACUACAGGCCAGAGGUUGAAGGUGGACCAAAGGGCAUCAUAAAAGGUUAUGUUCUGGCAAAAGGACAAGAAAAUCCACGCUUCAGAUUGCUACAUAAUCUCUGGGUGUAGAAUCCCAUUCAAAGAAUUCUAACCAUAGAAUAACUGUCUUUAUUGUUUAUGCUAGGGUCUUGGGGACUGAGGUGGGAAAAAAAAACAUACUUUGAGUUCAGGAUGCUUUACGAUAUUUCUAGGCAUGGGCAGAGGCCCAGGAUUUGUCAUCUGGCCCUUUUCUAGUUCUCAUUCCCUUCUCUUAAAAACCCCUCUGUUCCCCCAGCCCCCUUUUCCAAUAGUGAAAUAAUAAUGAAGACUUCCAGGCUUUGGAGAUUCCAUGUAGCCUUUUUGUCUGACAUAGAGGCAGGUUGCCCACACAGAUGUAUUUCUACUACUAGAAUUAGCAUAUAUGGGAGCCUGUAGGUUUCCCAGAACACCACAUAAUCUUUGAUUCAGCAUAGUCCAAUCAAUGAGGUACUGCUUGUUUUCCUGAGAGGCAUGGACUAACCCUAUUAAGGUUGAGGAUAGAGUUCUCUGUUCAAAGAUGUAGUAACACCUUUGUGACCAUCUUUUCAUCCUUAACUGCAGACUCUGGUCCCCUUCUCUCUAGUUUUGCAGACAUUUAGCUUGCUGAAUUUAGAACUGUCUAUAUAGGCUAAAGAGGAGGAGUAGCAAGUUACCAGUCUCAAUUUCUAAGUAUCCAGGUUUUUCUCUUCCUAGUUGUGUGACCCAUUGCCUCUUCUGGCUCUUAGUUUCUUCAUCUGUGAAACGUGCAGUCUACCUCACCAGGCUGUGAAUACUCCAUGGAUAUUCCUGCCUUCAUGAACUACCUGGUUAGGGGAGUGGUUCAGUAAGCCUCAGUUCUCAAGUCUGGAGUCCUGCUGGUUCUAUCAUUCAGAAAGCAUCAUGGCAACUCAUGGAUCAUCUUCUAAGAUUGCAGAAAUGAACUAUACACUCCUGGAGUAGCCUGUUGUCCCAUAAAGGCAAUGGACCAGUAAUAACAGAGUGAAUGGUGCUGGCAUUGGAGAAAGGGUGUCACCUGGAGCAACUCUAAAGGGGAUGACCCACACGAUAACUAACGAACAAUUCUGCCUCCUCAAGCUGGGUAGGAGAAAGUUACUCUGAGCAGGAGUAAGUGAUUAAAGAAAUGAUUCUUGAUGUGUUUCUCAUCAAUAGUACUUCAAAAGACACAACCCAAGGUUUGAGUUGAAUAUCUGAGCAUAGCACAUACAUAGUUGGCACUCAAUAAACAGUUGUUAUGAUCGGG
This is a messenger RNA of Meriones unguiculatus (Mongolian gerbil), 2944 nucleotides long. Its product is annotated as zinc finger protein 239-like. Lineage: Eukaryota; Metazoa; Chordata; Mammalia; Rodentia; Muridae. Gene Ontology annotation, biological process: regulation of transcription by RNA polymerase II. Gene Ontology annotation, molecular function: RNA polymerase II cis-regulatory region sequence-specific DNA binding; DNA-binding transcription factor activity, RNA polymerase II-specific. The transcript has a single exon. The coding region runs from base 1 to 1008 and encodes 335 amino acids. The record is from RefSeq and is a predicted model, not a curated record.